UGCAAUCAUCUUCAAUGUUUUCAAAUAGUUUAUAAACAGUUCAAACAAUUAAUGAAAAUGAAUGAAAAUUUAAAAUCACUGUGUCGAUUAUGUGCAGAAAUGCAUCCAAUAGAUACGUUAAUUAAAAUGCAUAGUGAAAAAUUUACAAACUUAAGUUUAGCUGAAAAAAUUUAUCAAUAUUUUAUUGUGACUAUUAAUGAAAAUGACAUUUUACCUAAAGAUAUUUGUAAUUGUUGUUGUAAAAGAGUACUUGAAACUUACGAGUUUCAUAAACAAAUUCAAAAAGCUCAAGAAACUUUACAAAUAAAAGUUGAAAUGGUUGAAAUAACACAUGAAAAAAUCGGUUACGAAAUUAAAGCAGAGGAUAAUCAUUCAAAUGACUUUAUAUUUGAUCAUUCCCCAAUCGUGGAUUCAGAAGAUAAACCACUCAGUGUACGCUUAAUUGGUAACAAAACAACUAGGGUAAGAAGAAAUAAAAAGGAAUUAUCAAAUAAAUCGAGAAGAAAAUUGAAAAAUACUACGGAAAAUACGCCAAAAAUAAACAAAAUUAAGAGUGAAUUAAAUGGUGGCACAGAUAAUAAAAUUUCAAGAAAAAAUUCAAAAGAAAAAAUUUUUAUUUGUGAUCAAUGUGGAAAAUGUUGGAAAAAUCGUGGAGAAUUAUAUUCACAUUUAAAAUCUCAUGACGAAGAGAGACCUUUUAAAUGUGAUGAAUGCUCUAGAGGUUUCAAAACUUUUCGAUCUUUAAAAAGACAUAAAUUAAUUCAUGCUGGAGUAAAACCCCAUGAAUGUAAAACUUGUGGUAAAAAAUUUCGUUUACUAGAAAUGCUUGUUGUACAUUCGACAAUUCAUACCGGUGAACUUCCACAUGAAUGUAGUUAUUGUAAAAAAAAGUUUCGACAUAAAAAUUUUUUACGGAUUCAUUUAAGGCAGCAUACAGGAGAACGACCGUAUUCAUGUUCAGAAUGUAAUCAUUUCUUUUCAAAUAAUUCAAAUUUUAUAAAGCAUUUAAAAGGACGGCAUGGAUUACUAAAUGUUUCAAUAAAGAAUCGACACCAUUAUCCAUUUUCUAACUAAAAGUUAUAAUAUGUAUUUUAUUUUAAA
Messenger RNA from Chrysoperla carnea, 1101 nucleotides. Its product is annotated as zinc finger protein 2 homolog. The transcript has 7 exons. Gene Ontology annotation, biological process: regulation of transcription by RNA polymerase II. Gene Ontology annotation, cellular component: nucleus. The record is from RefSeq and is a predicted model, not a curated record. Gene Ontology annotation, molecular function: DNA-binding transcription factor activity, RNA polymerase II-specific; RNA polymerase II cis-regulatory region sequence-specific DNA binding; zinc ion binding. Bases 52 to 1074 code for a protein of 340 amino acids. NCBI's taxonomy places the organism in Eukaryota, Metazoa, Arthropoda, Insecta, Neuroptera, Chrysopidae.